This is a messenger RNA of Equus caballus (horse), 204 nucleotides long. The record is from the annotation of a RefSeq genome assembly. NCBI's taxonomy places the organism in Eukaryota, Metazoa, Chordata, Mammalia, Perissodactyla, Equidae.
AUGCCACAGUUGGAUACAUCAACAUGAUUUAUUAAUAUCGUCUCAAUAAUCCUAACUCUAUUUAUUGUAUUUCAACUAAAAAUCUCAAAGCACUCCUAUCCGACACACCCAGAAGUAAAGACAACCAAAAUAACAAAACACUCUGCCCCUUGAGAAUCAAAAUGAACGAAAAUCUAUUCGCCUCUUUCGCUACCCCAACAAUAG